Acomys russatus (golden spiny mouse) is the source of this 806-nucleotide messenger RNA. It is a transcript of the gene C5H10orf95, whose product is annotated as chromosome 5 C10orf95 homolog. The transcript has a single exon. NCBI's taxonomy places the organism in Eukaryota, Metazoa, Chordata, Mammalia, Rodentia, Muridae. Bases 165 to 806 code for a protein of 213 amino acids. The record is from RefSeq and is a predicted model, not a curated record.
GCAGAGCACCUGACUCUCGAAAGGUUUCUCAAAGCCAUAGGGCAGUCACGAAAGACCUAAGAACGGGGUCCAGCGGCACGUGGUUGUUAGGCAUUAUGUAUCCAUACACCCAUCCACCAUAGGUCUGGAUCCCGUGAGCAUGCUCGCCGCCUGAGGGUCCCGCCAUGUACUCCUACAUCUGCCUGCCGCCCGGGGAGGGCGCCUGGCCUCCUCGGCUGCAGACCGUCAACUACACCUAUCUGCCCGCCCCUCUGCUGCUGCCACCCAUCCAGACCCACAACUUCUGCAGCCGGCCGCCGGGACUGAGCGCGGCCCCGCGAGAAUUCCACUGCUUCCACGGUGCGGCCGCGGCCCUGGUCUCCGCGCCGCCGUGGUGGGCCUUCCCGCCACCCGGUGCCGCGGCCCCUGGUUCCUUGUUCCCCGCCUCCGGCGUGUCCGCGUCAUCCCAGCCCCCGACCAACACCGAGCGCUGGGCGCCGUGGCCCGAGGGCAGCAGCCUGCAGCUGCAGCUGCGCUGGGGCCGCGUGGAGCGCACGCGGGGGCCACCCCUGCCACUGCCGGACACGGUGCGCCGCGAGCUGCGGCGCGUGUACGGCACCUACCCGCGCACCGACGUGCGCGUGACCCGGCGCGGCGGCCAGUACCUGCUCCAGGCUACACCGCGCGUGGGCGAGCCCGAAUACCAGGUGGAGCGGCGCGUGGUGCGCCGGCCUGCCAGCGACGACGGCGGGGAUAGCGGGGACAGCCCGGCCGCUCAGGAAGCAGUGCAGCGCGGCCGCCCCAAGAAAAAGCAAGGGCUGCGAUGA